CUAGGGGCUGUUUACUGAUUCACAUUUUCAGCUUCAAAAACAACUCUCCCUUCUCUCUCUAUAAACACACUCUCCUUUUUUAUUCCCUUCCUCUAUAAAUUGGACUCAUGAUGAAACCAUACUUUCCCUGAACCAUCUUCAGGACCAUUUCUGAUUUGUACACAAAGUAUCAACUCUUGUGCUGGCUUGAAUAUCAAUUUUGAAGGAGUUCAAUACUUUGCUUGUAAUUUGUGCUACCAUGUCAUUAUUGCCUAAACUACGAUGUGUCACUAUAGAUGUUACCGGUACUCUAAUGGCUUACAAAGGGGAGCUUGGUGACUAUUAUUGUAUGGCUGCUAAAGCUUCUGGCCGUCCAUGCCCGGAUUACAAGCGUAUGCACGAGGGCUUUAAGUAUGCAUAUAGGGAUAUGGCAAAGAAUUAUCCGUGUUUUGGGUUUGCGGCCAAAAUGCCAAACAUUGUGUGGUGGAAAACCUGCGUGCGAGAUUCCUUUGUCAGGGCUGGGUAUGAAUAUGACGAGGAGACAUUUGAAAAGAUUUUCAAGCGCAUUUAUGCAUCCUUUGGUUCAUCUGCUCCAUAUACUGUCUUUCCAGAUUCCAAGCCAUUUCUUAGAUGGCUUCGUGGAAAGGGUCUCAAAGUUGGUGUUGUUAGCAAUGCUGAGUAUCGAUAUCGAGAUGUGAUUCUUCCAGCUUUAGGUUUAAAUCAGGGAACUGAGUGGGACUUUGGUGUUUUUUCUGGCCUUGAAGGCAUUGAGAAACCAGACCCAAGAAUUUAUGAGAUUGCACUCGAGAGGGCUGGAAAUAUUGCACCUGAAGAAACUUUACAUAUUGGCGAUAGCAUGCGCAAAGACUACGAGCCAGCUAAGAGCUUAGGGAUGCAUGCACUAUUGUUGGAUAGAUUUAAGACACCAGAAGCCGAGGAGUGGAGGAAAUCUGGAGCUGUUGUUCUUCCUGACUUAAUAGCAACACAAGAAUGGCUGUCUAAAGAGAAUUCAACUUGCUGCAAUGAUGACCAUGAGCCACAGAGAAGCUAUUGGAGAUGCAGCAAACAAGAUUUCUUUCCAGAGGAAUCCUUUCAAAGCUGGCACAACUAUGGUUCUGCUCUUUCACAAACAUGGUUAAGGUUCAAGGACCGUGUUUCGACCAGAUCAGACGAUGCAACCGAGUCGCAAGAGCUUCAGAAACAAAGUGAGAAUGAAAUGAAAAAAUGUCUCAACUGGUGGGACCUUAUCUGGUUUGGCUUUGGUGCAGUGAUUGGUGCAGGAAUCUUUGUGCUAACUGGUCAAGAAGCUCAUAACCAUGCUGGUGCGGCGAUAGUCUUAUCCUAUGUAGCUUCAGGAAUUUCAGCAAUGCUUUCUGUUUUCUGUUAUACAGAAUUUGCCGUUGAAGUUCCAGCUGCUGGUGGUUCAUUUGCUUACCUAAGAAUUGAAUUAGGUGAUUUUAUUGCUUUCUUAGCAGCCGGUAACAUACUUCUCGAAUGCGUGCUUGGAGGUGCAGCAGUAUCAAGAUCAUGGACAUCUUACUUCACAAGCCUUUUGAAUCGUCCGAAAGAUUCAUUUCGAAUCAAAGCACAUCAUCUCAAAGAAGGAUACAAUUUACUUGACCCUAUAGCAGUUGCUGUUCUGUUAACCGCCGGAACGAUCGCAAUGAUCAGUACACGAAAAACUUCGCUCCUCAAUUGGAUUGCAUCGGCAAUCAACACGGCUGUGAUCAUAUUCGUAAUCAUUGCAGGGUUUCUUCACGCAGACACAGCGAAUUUGACGCCUUUUUUACCUUAUGGAGCUAGAGGUGUAUUUCAAGCAUCAGCAAUUCUUUAUUUUGCAUAUGGAGGUUUCGAGAGUCUUGCAACAAUGGCUGAAGAAACUAAAAAUCCACCAAAGGAUAUACCAAUAGGUUUAAUAGGUUCAAUGUCGGUGAUCAUCGUGAUUUAUUGUUUGAUGGCACUUUCACUAAGCAUGAUGCAGAAGUACACAGACAUUGAUACAGGUGCAGCUUUUUCAAUUGCAUUUCAGAAAGUAGGAAUGAAUUGGGCAAAAUACGUCGUCGCUUUCGGUGCACUGAAGGGUAUGACAACAGUUCUUUUAGUAGGAAGAUUAGGCCAGGCGCGAUACAUCGUUCACAUUGCGCGUUCGCACAUGAUUCCUCCAUGGUUUGCUCGUGUUCAUCCCAAAACAGGAACACCUAUAAACGCAACACUUCUGAUUACAAUCACAAGCGCUUGCGUAGCCUUUUUCACUAGCUUGGACGUGUUAUCGAGUUUGAUAUCAGUAAGUACACUUUUCGUUUUCGCGCUGAUAUCGAUUGCACUUCUGGUAAGAAGGUACUAUGUUAGAGGAGUUACAACAAAAGAGAAUCAGUUAAAGCUAGUUAUGUUUUUGUUUCUCAUUGUUGGUUCUUCAAUGGGAACUUCAGCUUAUUGGGGAUUGAGGCCUAAUGGUUGGAUUGGAUAUACGGUUACCGUUCCUGUUUGGUUUUUUUCGACUCUUGCGAUGUCGGUUUUUUUGACUCAACAAAGGAAACCAAGAUUUUGGGGAGUCCCACUUGUUCCAUGGUUGCCAUCUUUGUCAAUUGCAACAACUGUUUUUCUCAUGGGAUCUUUGGAAUAUGAUGCUUUUGUGAGAUUUGCAAUAUGCACUUUGGUAAUGUUGGUUUACUAUGUUUUCUUUGGUCUUCAUUCAACUUAUGAUAUGGCUCAUCUACAAAAGAAGACAAACCACUUCCUCAACCAAACCAAACACAAACCUCGUUUGAUUCAUGCCAUGCCAAAAUGCUCAACAUUUCCCAAAACCCUCAAACACACACUUCAACUAACCCAAACCCAAUCCCUUCUCUCUUACUCUUCCUCCAACUUUCCUCACCCUCCUCCAGUUUCACCUCAAAUCUUCAAAUCAACCCCUUCCCACAAAUGGGGUUCUUACAAAUUAGGCGAUUUAUCCUUCUACUCCCUCAUCGAAAAUCUAUCUUCCACCUUCGAUUUUCACUCAUUGGAACAACUCCUCCAUCGAAUGAAGCGCGAAAAUCGAGUCUUUAUCGAGAAGAAUUUCAUCCUCAUGUUCAAAGCCUACGGAAAAGCACAUUUACCCGAAAAAGCUCUGGACUUGUUUCACAGAAUGUCCGCUGAGUUUCACUGUAAGCAAACUGUUAAAUCCUUCAAUUCCGUUCUCAAUGUUGUUAUCCAAGAGGGUCAUUUUAAUCGUGCUUUGGAGUUUUACUCUCAUGUUAUUGAUUCCAAGAGUUUCAAUCAUGUUCAUCCCAAUGGACUUACUUUUAAUUUAGUGAUUAAGGCUUUGUGUAGACUUGGUUUGGUUGAUCAAGCUGUUGAGGUUUUUCGAGGGAUUAGUGUUAGGAAUUGUGUUCCGGAUGGUUAUACGUAUUCCACAUUGAUGCAUGGUUUGUGUAAUGUUGGGAGGAUUGAUGAGGCGGUUGCGUUGUUGGAUGAGAUGCAGAUUGAAGGUACGUUUCCUAACCCGGUUGCGUUUAAUGUUUUGAUUAGUGCGUUGUGUAAGGAAGGUGAUUUGGCGCGUGCGUCUAAGCUGGUUGAUAAUAUGUUUCUUAAGGGGUGUGUUCCGAAUGAGGUGACGUAUAAUUCGCUUGUUCAUGGGUUGUGUUUGAAGGGGAAGUUGGAGAAGGCGGUGAGUUUAUUGAAUCGGAUGGUGUCGAAUAAAUGUGUUCCUAAUGAUGUUACUUUUGGGACACUUGUUGAUGGGUUUGUUAAGCAGGGUAGAGCUUUAGAUGGGGUGCGUGUGUUGGUUUCGUUGGAAGAGAAAGGUCACCGCGGGAACGAGUUUAUUUACUCGUCUCUUAUUAGUGGGUUGUUCAAGGAAGGGAAAUGUGAGCGUGGGAUGCAAUUGUGGAAGGAGAUGGUUGAAAAAGGAUGUGAACCGAAUACGAUAGUGUAUAGUGCUCUUAUUGAUGGUCUUUGUCGAGAAGGGAAGCCAGAUGAAGCGAAAGAGUUCCUAUUAGAGAUGAAGAAUAAAGGCCACAUUCCGAAUUCUUUCACUUAUAGCUCCUUGAUGUGGGGUUAUUUUGAAGCAGGUGAUAGUCAUAAAGCGAUUCUUGUUUGGAAAGAGAUGACGGAUAAUAAUUGUAAUCAUCACGAAGUUUGUUACAGUAUACUUAUCAAUGGAUUGUGCAAGAAUGGGAGGCUUAAGGAGGCCUUAAUGGUGUGGAAGCAAAUGUUGAGUAGAGGAAUCAAAUUAGAUGUUGUGGCUUAUAGUUCUAUGAUUCAUGGCUUUUGUAAUGCUCAGUUAUUAGAACAAGGGGUGAAACUUUUCAAUCAGAUGCUUUGUCACGAGCCAAACUUACAACCAGACGUGGUUACGUACAAUAUACUCCUUAAUGCUUUUUGCACGACGAAUAGUGUCUCCCGUGCUAUUGAUGUUCUAAACACUAUGUUAGAUCAAGGAUGUGAUCCUGAUUUUAUUACUUGUGAGAUUUUCUUAAAAACUUUAAGAGACAAUAUGGACCCGCCUCAAGAUGGGAGAGAGUUUCUAGACGAGCUUGUAGUCCGGUUAAUUAAGCGACAGAGAGUAGUUGGUGCUUCCAAUAUCAUAGAAGUCAUGCUUCAGAAAUUUUUGCUGCCUAAACCUUCUACUUGGGCCAUAGUUGUUCAACAGCUCUGCAAACCUACGAAAGUUCGAAAAACUAUAAGUGAAUGUUGGAGCAGGCUGCAUUGCUGAUGCCUAAAAUAUGUUAUUCAAAUACAACUUUUUGAAGCUAUGGAACUCCAGACACAGGAAUGUAUUGAUCCAGACCCUCAAACUUUCAAAAUUUGUAUGCAAUGAUGAGUUUGAUACCAAACUUUUCUUCUUUGUGCCUGCUUGAAGAUAUUGGUACGUGCACAGAAUUUCUUUUUUGAAAACUUGGUAUCCGGUCUUGAGACCAAAUAUAAUCCAAGGGGAUCAAUUCUACCGUCCACUAGUAAGGGGGCCAUUUAAAGCCAGAGCGAAGCUCUAUAUGGACUGUCCCAAUUAAGAGAUCGUUAGUACCUAGCUGGAUUCAAAUUUGAGAACUUGAGAGGAGCUGACUUUCAGGUCCCAAGCUUUCACCAACAGGCCAACCCUUGGGGGUUAUUGCCAAACAGGCGACAAAUGAGAAUACGGCCACUUAACAGAUGAAACUGUUUAAACCUCUUCCAGUCAUUGCAAAAUCACUAGAAUCAUUUGCUUCUGUCUAAAAUAUUUAAUCUUUGCAACAUACAAUGGUGAGAAUGUUACUGAAAGGAUUAAGUGUUCAAUAUCCUAUCAACUUUGAUCUAUAAGAGUGGAUUUCAUCAGGGCUCAGUCAAAGUAAUUGGCUGUAAUGUACUCUCAGUAAUUGGCCAGUAAAUCAUUUCAUACAAUUUGCAAGUAUUCUGCAGAUUGCAUUUGUGUCAGGCUAAUGAAAGUCAAUGAUGAUGAAUGCAGACUGCUACUGGAUGCCAAUGUACAGAAUUGCAAAGGAAAAGAUUAUCAAAAUUCCCUAGUUGACUCUAGUUAUCAUUCACAUAUGAAUAUGCAUAUGAGGUGGGAAAAUUGUGGGGCUGAUUGAUGAAAAAGAAAGCCGAGUGUCAGCUAUUGUUGUUUAACCGAUUAACUUGUACAGAUGAAGUUUCCUAAACUUCCUCCAUUCCAUUGGUAUAAUCAAAACACAGUCUUUAUGUGAUACUUGAUUUUUAAAAACUUGAUUAUUUGUUAGUAAAUCAUAGCCAUCUGUUUUCUUUGUAUACUAUAACAAUAACGAUGUAUUCUCAAUAAAAUCAUGGUAGGGAUAAGAAUAUGAU
Molecule: messenger RNA, 5757 nt
Organism: Vicia villosa (hairy vetch)
Lineage: Eukaryota; Viridiplantae; Streptophyta; Magnoliopsida; Fabales; Fabaceae
Exons: 6
Coding region: 239-4675 (1478 amino acids)
Biological process (GO): amino acid transport; transmembrane transport
Cellular component (GO): plasma membrane
Molecular function (GO): L-lysine transmembrane transporter activity; protein binding; L-glutamate transmembrane transporter activity
Source: RefSeq, a predicted model, not a curated record